This is a messenger RNA of Serinus canaria (Common canary), 3920 nucleotides long. RefSeq names its product secreted frizzled related protein 4 (gene SFRP4). Gene Ontology annotation, biological process: canonical Wnt signaling pathway; non-canonical Wnt signaling pathway. NCBI's taxonomy places the organism in Eukaryota, Metazoa, Chordata, Aves, Passeriformes, Fringillidae. Gene Ontology annotation, cellular component: cytoplasm. Gene Ontology annotation, molecular function: Wnt-protein binding. The record is from RefSeq and is a predicted model, not a curated record.
CCCGCGGGGCGGCGGCGGGCGGCGGCGGACAAGGAGGAGGAGGAGAAGGAAGAGGAUGCUGCGCGCCUUGGUGGCGGUGUCCCUGUGGCUGCGGGUGAGCCCGCGGGCGCAGGGCGCGCCGUGCGAGGCGGUGCGCAUCCCCAUGUGCCGCUCCAUGCCCUGGAAUAUCACCCGCAUGCCCAACCACCUCCACCACAGCACCCAGGAAAACGCCGUCCUCGCUAUCGAACAGUACGAAGAGCUGGUGGCCACCGGCUGCAGCCCAGUCCUGCCCUUCUUCCUCUGCGCCAUGUACGCCCCCAUCUGCACCCUGGAGUUCCUCUACGACCCCAUCAAGCCGUGCCGCUCGGUCUGCCAGCGCGCCCGCGACGGCUGCGAGCCCAUCAUGCGCCGCUACAACCACAGCUGGCCCGAGAGCCUGGCUUGCGACGACCUCCCCGUCUACGACCGCGGCGUCUGCAUCUCCCCAGAGGCCAUCGUCACCGACGUGCCGGAGGAUGUGAAGUGGACGGACUUCACACAGGGCUUUAUGGUGCCGGACAGACUGGAGCCCGACUGCAGGAGCCGUGGCCAGGAGCGGUGCAGGUGCAAAAAGACAAAGCCUACGCUGUCAACCUACUUGGCCAAGAACUACAGCUACAUCAUUCAUGCUAAAGUAAAAAGCGUAGAAAGAGGGAACUGCAAUGAGAUAACCACUGUGGUUGAAGUCAAGGACAUACUCAAGUCUUCAACACCAAUUCCUCUGUCCCAAGUGCCUCUUCUUACAAAUUCCUCCUGCCAGUGCCCACCUCUUCAACCAAAGCAGGAUGUUCUCAUUAUGUGCUAUGAGUGGCGCUCAAGAUUGAUGCUUCUUGAUGGAUGUCUAGUUGAAAAAUGGAAGGACCAGCUAAACAGAAGAUUUAAGAGGUGGGAACAGAGACUGCAAGAACAAAAGCGGCGAACUGCACGCAGUAAGAACCAGAAUUCAGGACGCAGUGGUCAGAGUGGAGCCCUGAAACCACAAACCAAGAACACCAACCCACUGAUCGAUGGCCCCAAAAAGGCCAUUAAAAUAAGAAAUGGCCAGAAAGAAAUCAACCCCAAAAAAGUAUGAGUGUGAAAUUCCUAAAAGGAAGGACUUUCCCUGCAUGACAAGGGUCACAAUCUGGCUUGGUCAGCAUGUUUUAUUAAUCUGGAACUCAUCGACUUAAAGAAUCAUGUAAUUUUCUACAUAGACCUCUUUGCUGCACUUUACUGUUAAAAGGUUUGCUUAUCCUUUCAAGUCACUGCAAGCCAUAGAGCAUAGGUUUGCACUAAUAUGAGGUAGGCAUAUUCCAGCUGACUGAGCUUUAUCUUUGGGCUCUGAUUUCCCAUCUAGACAGAACUAGCCUUGGCUGCCAGAGGUUUUGAUUGCUUGUACCAGUUGCCUGGUCUGCUUCCCUGCCAGAUGUUGGAGAGCAACAUGGAGUUUCUCUCUCUCCUCAGCUGGUGAGUUAGACUGUGAGUUAGUCUGUGAAUUAGCUGACAGCUCACUAGACCAGGCAGCUGAGUAGCAGCAGAAGGAUGGUAACCUCUGGCAGAUACCUCAGGCAGCAAUGACUGCAGCUGCUGGAGCUGAACAUAUCUGCUGUUUGGAAUCACAGCCCUUGUUCAGAGUGUUCAAAAGCAUAGUUUACCAUUAAGCAUCUGGAUAUGCAUUAUGUGAUUAUUUUUAUGAGUGUGCUGAAAAAUAUGCUUGCAGUGAUAGUAUUUGAUCUUCUGGGUUUGUGUAGUAAAAAAUGCAUUCAAAGCAUUUAAUUUUUUAAAUUGUACUUCAGGCUGGCUUCUGUUGUUCUAAUUUCAAAUAUAUUUAAACAUUUAAUUGAAAAAUCUGUAUUUUUUUUUUUAAAGGACCGAUUUAACUGAACAGAUCUGUAGAAUUCUUAAAAGUAACACAUUUGCUGUAAUACAGCUUUGCUAUGAAAACUGGAAUAGAAGCUUUAUUCUAAAGAUAACUGACAGCUACUGUACAGUAUUAAGGAUAAGAUAGGGCUUCAAGUGGCUCAGUAAUCAUUUGGAUCAUUUUUAUCAUUUGAUACCAUAUUUCUAACCUUUCUCUGACAUCAAAUAAAUAAAUAAAUAAAUAAAUAAAUCAGCUUCAUCCCUAUUAAUGAGCUUCUCAAAGCAACUGGCUAUCUGCAGUUUUUCUUAUCAGAAAGUAACAUUUACACUGAAAAGGGUGACAGAAAAGCAGAUUCUUUUAUUUAUGCAUUAAGUUUACUGACUUAACAUUUUGUAUAUGAGGUAUUAGAACAGCAAAGGUGAUACGAAGCUAAUCAAUAUAACUCCAAGGUGGCAUUUAUGCUAUUCCUUCUGAGGUGUACUUCAAUGAGGCAGCAUAGAUAAUACAUUCUGAUUUCAAUUUCAUGUAACACGCAAGAAGAUCACCAACACUGAGAUCAGAAGAGCUCAUGAUAGAUGUCUGAAAGACCUUCCAGAUUUCCUGCAGGAAAACUAAGAACUUGUCAAUUCUGGUAAAAUGUGGAUUUUUAUAAUAGAGCAGUUCUACAUCAGAAAAAAAAAAAGGAGUUCUGUGUAGGUUAUCUUAAGGAAUAACAAUUGUUCAUAUCAGUAUGUUGAUCUUUGCCAUUACAAAAGUUCCAAUGAAAUUUGCAUGUGUGAAAUUCACAGCAAAACAUGCUGGAGUGAUUCUGGUAGCAGCAAUUCCAUACUUGGUAAUUUGGUAAUGCGAAUUUGGGGCAUAGAUGCCAAGUAACAAUGUUUAAGACAAACAGACACGAGUGUUACAAGAAAAUGGAAUAAUAGUAUAUAGAAUAAUUUGGGGGGGCGAACCAGUGGAGAUGGUCAUUGUUGAGCUUUCAGUGUAGCACUACUGGUAAUUCUGGGCAGGUGUGGUACUUUGUUGAUAAGGAACACCUGCAGAGUUAGAUCCAAAAUUCAUUCCAGGUGCCAGGAAUGCUGGCAUAUAUAGCUAUAUAGGCUAUAUUGCAUAUAUAUAGGCUAAAUAGCAUAUAUAGCCUAUAUAUAUUGCAUAUAGGCUAUAUAGCAUGUAUAGGCUAUAUUGACUUUAGAAGAAAUUAUGUGUUUGACAUUUCUAAAAAAACAGACUACAAACUUGGGUGCUUAAAUACAGCCUAUAGGUGGAACCUUAAUCAAGUUCUGUGAAAUGGAAAAGCUGAAAUAGAAAUCAAAGGAGACAGAAUUUCACUUGCAGGUGACUAAUUUAAGUGAGUUUGAAAAUGCUGACUUAAGUAAGCAUGAUCUAAAAGAUCAUAAAACUUCUGUAAUAGUUUUAUGUACUGUGUAGUCGGAGUUCUUAAGUUUUGAUUACCUAUUGAUCCCAGUGUGUAAAGUACCCCAAUAAAUGUAUAUAUGGUUAGCCAUUAAAGAAUGAGCAGUAAUCACAGCAAUGUGAUGCUGAAAUAAUAAAUACUGAAGUCAUGAUAUAUCACUUAAAGAAAUUUUAUUGUGAACAUAGUCAAAUGUGGUGUUAAAUGAAAUUUUUAGAACAGCCACAUAGACUCCACAGCAACAUCACAUAUUAUUUUACAACUGUUAGAAUCAAACUUUUUUCUUCGUUUUGUCAGAGGAAAAAAUGUACAAAUUAUUUUCUCCAGAGAAUCAUCACCAUUUCUUCUCCAAGUUGCUGUCAUUAGAUUAGAUUGACUGGAAUAGACAUGGAUGUGCUGAGCCAGGUGUUUCCAAACUCCUUAACAUUUUUAUGUAUACUUUAUGCUGUCUAACUUUCAAUCUGAUAUGGUAAAAAUAUGGACGAAGGAAAGGCAAUACAACAAAAAGCAGGAGAUAUCCUAAUACAAAGAACAGACAUACAAGGGAAAAGUUAAUAAGGUAGUGUUUUUUCCAAACCCAUUUUUCCAUAUAUUUUAAGAAGCUAUGGGUCAACCCAGUUUAGCACUAAUGGAAGUCAAUCAAUUUUGAAA